This is a messenger RNA of Petromyzon marinus (sea lamprey), 2804 nucleotides long. The record is from RefSeq and is a predicted model, not a curated record. NCBI's taxonomy places the organism in Eukaryota, Metazoa, Chordata, Hyperoartia, Petromyzontiformes, Petromyzontidae.
GGAGGGAGGUGGCUUUGUGACCCACCACCAGUGGCUGGGGUGGAGUUUGACGCGUGAAAGGCUAUGGCCGGUGGGUGUCAGGUUGUCUGCGAACUUUCAGGGGCCACCACCUCGCCCUACCCCUUCCCUGUGUCUCGGGCUUGACGACGCGAGCCUCUUCCUGCACCCGCAGCAGCAACAGCAGCAGCCCGACUCUGCCGUUUCUGUUGUUAUUAAUCACCACCAUCAUCAUCACCACCACCGCAGAUCAUCAACGUUCGUGACGUCCCCAACCACCACCACCGCCGCCGCCCACCUCCCCUGUUAAGUCACCCGGCAGGCCCUACCGCUGCGAUCCGUCCUGCUCGAGCAGAGUGUUUCUCUCGAACGACCGCCCUCAUGCAACAGCACCCCGUGGAGAUGGGGCUGCCGCCUCAAGGGAACCAAUUCGGCGCCUACGACGGAGACUUCCCUCGCUACUCCGGCGGCGGCGGCGGCAGCUACCACUUGGCCAACUACAGCAGCAGCACGGACACCGCCAACGUCAGGUCCAAAGGAAGCCUCCCCAAGGGUUCCGGUCUCCCCGUCAACUUUCAAAUGGAAUUCUCCAAGUUUGAGGAGCUGCUGAAGAAGCUUGACACCAACCUGCAGGCUGAUCUGCGGCGCUUGGACACAGGUCACCAGCCAUGGCACAUCGCCGAGACUGACGAAUACCUGAUGCAGGCACGGCGCCAGCUCAAGUGGCUCUCGGAAAAGAUCCAGCUCUACGAUACGCGGAACCCUGACUCCAACGCCCUGUACAACAGGCUCGUGCAGCUGCAGGACGAGCUCCAGGUGAUGAGGCAGUACCGGGCCUCGCUCAAUCAGUUCCCUGACGGCGGGGCGCAAACGAGCACGUUUCAGCAGAAUUUAUCAGGCCAGCAGUCCUUCACGUGCCCCCAGUGCAAUGUGCAGCCAGGGCUGGGCGGGCAGCAGCAUCAGUUUUCUGGCUGCGAGGAGCACGUGGUCGUGCGUAACAGCCAAGUCGUGCAGGAGCAAUUUCAGAACCUGGGUCUGAGCCAAGCGUCUGGCAAGGGCAAGCAUUACAACGGCGUGAGCGCGGUCUCCAGCCAGGAGGCUGCGGGUCACCUCCGCUCCAUUAAGGACCUCCUCAGCUGGGUGAACAGCAAGGAGGACCACUUGAGCCGCAUGGUGUGCGCUAGCGAUAUGAACAGCGUUGAGUCGCAGCAGAAAAACUUCCAGACCAUGCAGACUGCUAUUGCUGGCUUGGGAAGCCAGGUGGACAGGGCAAACGAGCUGGAGUCUAACAUGCCACCAGAAAUGAGGGAUGAAUAUUGUGACCUUUUGCUGAAGCUCAACUCAAAAUACCACAACUUGCUGGAAUCCUCUGGAAGACACAUCCAGCACAUGAAGGAUCUACGCAGCUUCAUGAUGCAGGCUACCGAGGAGCUCAAGUGGCUGAACCUGCGUGAGGAGAAGGAGCUCGUCUUCGACUGGAGCGACCGCAACACCAACAUGUCGGCCAAACGGGACGCGCACGCGGAGCUGCAAAAGGACUUGGAGAGGAAGGAGGCCGAUAUUGACCACAUCCAGAAACUUGGCGAGCAACUCCUGAAAGACCACCCGGCAGCCGAGACCAUCGAGGCGUACAUGCAAACGCUGCAGACACAGUGGAGCUGGAUGUUACAACUUGUCCGCUGCAUUGAUAUACACCUGAGAGAAAACACAAACUACUUUCAGUUUUUUAAAGAUGCCCAGGAGGUUGAUAAAUACUUGAUGGGCCAGCAAGAAGCAAUAAAAAUGAAAUAUGUGUGUGACAAGUCUACAAACCUGGACAAACUUGAUAUUCUUCUGAAGUCUGCUAUGGCCGAGAGAGACGCAUUGGCAGAUUACAACAGGACCGUGAUGAACCUGAUGAAUCGAGCUAAGACGGUGGUGCAGUUGAAGCCCAGGGACCCGCAGAAUCCGGUCCAGGCGCUCAUUCCACUCACAGCCCUGUGCGAGUACAAAACCGAGCAGGUGACGGUCUAUCCCAACGACCAGUGCCUCUUGAAGAACAACUCCCACCGUACACGCUGGAGGGUCGUGGCUCCGGGCGGUGGAGAGAUCACCGCUCCGUCUGUGUGCCUGCUUGUGUCACCGCUCAACAAGGAGGCCAUGGACAUCGCUGGCUGCAUUGACCAGGUGUAUCAAGACAACUUCUCCCUGUGGCAGCACGUCAUCACCAACAUGAAAUGCUUGAUCAUCUGGCAGUGCCUGCUUCGGGACAUGGAGCGAGUGAGGACUUGGUCUGCAAACAAGGGCUCCCGCGAGGAGUACAUGCGCCUGCUGCACACGCUCGAGAUCAACUACGACGAGUUCCUCAAGCUGAGCGAGGACUCGCAGCAGUUCAGCGUGGACGACCUGGCGAGGCUCAAGCGCGAGUACUCGAACUGCGCCAAGAUCGUGCAGCAAGGAGGUGCUGGUGGCGGCGCCGGCGCCGGCGGAAGCAGCGGUCAGGACACGGUGGUGGACGGAACCAUCAAGAGGACCGAGACAAACAUGACCAACACGCAGCCAGGUCAGAGUGGCAUCGAACAGCACCCUGGACAGCAACGACGGGCAGCAGAGCGUCACCUCGCAUCUGGACGGGAUUGAGAGCAUCCUGGUCCGUAUCAUCCGCACGCCACUCAAGCAGCCCGAGCCCCUGGAGGACAGCGAGGAUCGGCUGGACCGGGUCAAGAAUGUUAGACACAAGCUAGAAUCAGUCUCGAGCCAAGGACUGUCCCCUAACACUGCGGGGAAACUCAAGACUCUCCAGGGUCUUUCUGUCAAGUGCCUGGACC